AUGCUAAAGAAUGGGGUAGUUUUGGUUAGAUUUGACACUGCUAUAGGUAAAAAUGAUGUUCUUCAAGCUGGGAUCUACCAUUUUGACAGCAAGCCAUUCAUAGUAAAGGCUUGGAACUCAGAUAUGGAUUUUUCUAGGGAGGAACUGUACACAGUUCCUAUCUGGAUAAAGCUACCCGGUCUGGAUUUUAAGUAUUGGAGCCCUAAGGGACUGAGUAAGAUAGGAAGCUUGAUUGGAAAGCCUCUAACGGUGGAUAAAAACAUCGAGAGGAAAAUUGGCCUUAAUUUUGCUAGGCUUAUGGUUGAAGUGGGAAUGGAUUCCAUAUUGCCAGAUACAGUUACAUUUAUAAAUGAAAGGGGUUGUCUAAUUGAACAAAAAGUGAGUUAUGAAUGGAAACCAACUCUAUGCAAGUUGUGUAAGAAGUAUGGCCACUCUGAAGAUGUUUGUAGGAAGAAAGUUGCUCCUAAGCCAGUGCAACAUAUUGAGCAGACAGAAGAUGAAGAGGUUGCUCAACCAAAUGAAGAACUUGCUCCACAACCAACUACUAACGAAGCUGAAAAGAGAAUAGUUAGAGCAGCUGUGGGAGUAGUAAAGGAAGCUGCACCAGCGAGAGAACAGAAGGCAAAUGAUCCUCAGGGGAAUGUAGUUGACAACUCCAAAGCAAUAGGUGCAGUGAAUGUUGCAUGGGUUACACCAAUGAGAGGUUCUACCACUCAACAACAAAUGAAGGAUCAAGUUGUUCAAGUAAUGAGUCAGCUUGUAUCAAAUGCCAGUUCAGUUGAAAAUGGCAGAGGCAAGACCAUUCCUAAUAGUGGGAAUGGCUAG
Lycium barbarum (goji berry) is the source of this 825-nucleotide messenger RNA. RefSeq lists its product as uncharacterized. The coding region runs from base 1 to 825 and encodes 274 amino acids. The record is from RefSeq and is a predicted model, not a curated record. The transcript has 2 exons. NCBI's taxonomy places the organism in Eukaryota, Viridiplantae, Streptophyta, Magnoliopsida, Solanales, Solanaceae.